CCCCUCCUUCCGCCGGCGGCCCCGGAAGCGGGCGAUGGCGCGGAACGUGCUGUACCCUCUGUACCAGCUGGGCAACCCCCAGCUCCGGGUCUUCCGCACCAACUUCUUCAUCCAGCUGGUGCGGCCCGGCACGGCCCAGCCUGAGGACACUGUGCAGUUCCGGAUCCCCAUGGAGAUGACCAGAGUGGAUCUCAAGAACUACCUCGAGCGCAUCUACAGCGUGCCGGUGGCUGCCGUGCGGACCAGGGUACAGCACGGCUCCAACAGGAGGAGGGACCACAGGAACGUCAGGAUAAAGCAGCCCGAUUACAAGGUGGCGUACGUGCAGCUGGCACACGGGCAGACCUUCACGUUCCCAGAUCUGUUUCCCAAGGGAAAGCAGUCCGGAGGCCGCCCCACGGACGAGGACCUCCGGGACCAGGUGCUGGAGGAGCAGCGGCAGCACCGGAGCCCCGACCCGCGGCGUGGGGGCGUCCCGGGCUGGUUUGGCCUGUGACGGGCCAGCCGCCCCGCCAGAAUAAAGUGCCGCUUGUGGAGA
Dama dama (fallow deer) is the source of this 538-nucleotide messenger RNA. It is a transcript of the gene MRPL23, whose product is annotated as mitochondrial ribosomal protein L23. The transcript has 5 exons. The coding region runs from base 35 to 496 and encodes 153 amino acids. Gene Ontology annotation, molecular function: structural constituent of ribosome. NCBI's taxonomy places the organism in Eukaryota, Metazoa, Chordata, Mammalia, Artiodactyla, Cervidae. Gene Ontology annotation, cellular component: ribosome; mitochondrial large ribosomal subunit. The record is from RefSeq and is a predicted model, not a curated record. Gene Ontology annotation, biological process: mitochondrial translation.